Molecule: messenger RNA, 681 nt
Organism: Stylonychia lemnae
Lineage: Eukaryota; Ciliophora; Spirotrichea; Sporadotrichida; Oxytrichidae
Source: the annotation of a GenBank genome assembly
AUGCUCAGCUUCGACGGAGAACUAAGUGAACAACACAAAUAAGAGAUGCAAAAGCACGGCAACUUCUCUCAAGAGAAUAUUGCUGACCAUUACAACGAGCUCAGCUCUCACUACGAAGAGAUCUACCUCAGAGCUGGAUGGCACGAUCCCCUAAAGUGCGCUGAACUAGCAAAAACAUGUAUGGGAGACAUUGCAGAAUCUGCCGUUGUAUUAGAUAUGGGAUGUGGUACUGGUCUUGUUGGUAAAUACCUUGUUGAGAGAGGGUUCAAAGAGAUCGUUGGUGUUGAUGCUAGUGCUGGUAUGCUUGAAAAGGCAAGAUCAAAGGGAUCUUACACAGAGCUUCAGGAGUUAUUCCUUGGAUUACCAGACACUUUCCCAGAGAACCUUCACAAUAGAUUUGACAUUAUCACUGCUAGUGGUAUCUUAGCAGAGGGUCAUCUAGACAAUAAAGUGUUUGAUGAAAUGCUAAUGGCUCUUAAGACUGGUGGAUAUGCUAUCUUUGCCACAAGAACCAUGUACCUUACUUAAUACAACUACAUCGAGAAGAUCACUGAACUAGAGAAGGAUGGAAAAUGGAAACUUGUUCACGAUGUAACCUUUGAUAGAUAUGAUAAACUAGAGGAAGAAGUAGGUAGAUUCAAGAAAGUUGAGGCUAAGGCUUUCGCUUAUCAAAAACUCUGA